CUUCGAAAUAUGGACUACAAGCCGAUAAAACUACUUUGUGUGCGUCGAGGUAUUUUCCUUCCGCUGCCAAGGUACAGUCCACCAAAACGCCUUUUUCUAAUAAGGUAUCGAAAACGGACACCAACGUUGAUUGAUGGUUGUUCCAUCUUAAGCAAAACUGUUGAUCGUCAUCCCUAAAUAAAUAUUAAGAUAUAUUCCUUUUAUUUUUUUCGCUAACACCCAAAAGUGCGUCGUAUUUUGUAAUCUAACCACGCGAACAUUUAAUUAACAAAAAUAAAAACAACAAACAAAUAAAUAAAAGCACAGCCAACCGGGAUGAGUUUCGAUCGCGUUUAGAAAACAAAAGAGCGUCGUAGCGAUGACGCGUAUACACAAAAUGGCGGCUCAAAGUGAACUCAAAACGGCGAAAUCGAAGAGGCCUCGCUUUCCGGGGCCUCACUUUUGCGCGUUUCCCACUCUAAAACGGAUUUUCAUUGGACAGCGCCGAAAGCACGCAAGCGUCGUAAGCUCCGUGCUUCCACGUCAGCGGGAGUAGGGAAAGCGAAGCGUUGGCUGUGGCUUGGACGAAGCAAAUAUGGCGACUUUUCCGCGUCGUUAAUCUCGGAAUUAUCCCGAAUUUCAUAAUCGCGAAUUACUACAUACCGCAAUUCGAUCGAAAUUUAACGUUAAAAAGAAUACAACAACAAUCAAACUGGUAUUAUUUACUCGAAAGCUUUAGAGAAAAACCUAUGCGAAUCGAAAAGGAGAAAGAGAAAGCUCGGGUGUUGUCUACCGGUAAUCGACAACCAACAAACAGCCGAAAUCCCCAAUAAAAUCAACCAAACAAAUACAAAAAAACAUCGUCUAGUUACCUAUUUUGGCACACUAAAACUAAAUAUCACAAAAUAUUUCACUUAUAGUUAAAGUUACGAGGAGAUGACGGACAUUGAUGUUCUUCGUUCGUGCGUCGGCUUUCAACUGAAAGCGUUCGCCCCGUCGAAAUCGAUUUGGAACAUUCGAGAGCGUCCGGGGCAUAAAAACGCAGCGCCGGUGACGUCACGUGGCUGCGCCGCGAGCCGUGGCGCAGCGUCGCCGGCCGCCGGGCCAAUCGGGAGCGAAGCUUUCGAUCCUCGAUAGAUGGUGGGAACAAGCUUCGCCGGUGCGUUGCGUUAAUUAUGCCCCGGACGCUCCGAAAUGUGCCCGGGCGAAGUGUAGGCAGAGAGAGAGAGGAGACGGUGGAAAACUUGAAACGGAUAGAGCGUGGAGAUGGAGAUGAGGAGAGAAGCACGAAUUUGAUCCACAACAAAAUAGUGAGCGCCAGCCUGUUCUCUCUUCUAAUCGCACAGUCCGUUUUCCACUGUGCCCAUACGAUUUUAUUCUUUGCGUGUACGCGAUUUCGAUCGUGCCCGUUUUUGCAUGUUCACCUGUGACAGCUCGAGCAGGCAACAUGGACGAUCAGCAUUAUUGUUUGCGUUGGAACAAUUACCAAAGCAAUAUGACGUCCGUGUUUCAUCAACUUUUGCAGAACGAAGAUUUCGUCGACGUCACGUUGGCUUGUAAUGAUCUUUCGUUGAAAGCUCACAAGGUAGUCUUGUCGGCGUGCUCGGCCUAUUUCCAAAAGCUGCUGUUAGAAAACCCCUGCAAACACCCCACCAUCAUUAUGCCCCAGGACGUCGGCUACGAGGACCUCAAAUUCAUCAUAGAGUUCGUUUACAAAGGGGAAAUCGACGUGUCCCAGACCGAACUUCAGUCCAUAUUACGUACGGCGGACCAAUUAAAGAUCAAAGGAUUGUGCGAGUCGCCCGACGACAGGGAGAAUAGGGACAAUCCGGCGGAAUUCGCUGUGCAGCUCGAUUUCAACAAAUCGCCGCCGCCGCUGCCGCCGCCCAAACACAAGAAUCAAGAUACGGGUCCGCCGAAAUCGAAGCACCAGAAAACCAGCCACCAUCCGCCGAACGAGCCUCGAGCCUCGAAUGAAAUUGCCAAAGGCGAAGAGCGACCGGCGGGCGACAGGAGCGAAAAGGACCGCACGAAUGAAGAAACAGAAGAAAAUGACAUGCCAGUAGCUUCGGAGGACCAGGAGCCGAUCAAGAAGAGGCCGCCCCAACACCCGGAGCAAACCAAACCGCUAAACAUGAGCAGCCAUGGCCUUAUAUCGGGACAGACGAUAUUCUCCCAUUUCGGCGUCGACACCGACGACUUCCCGCCCGAGCCGCCGGCCCCGUCGGCCAUACCCGUCGGCCACGUGGACAUGUCGUCGUCGGCGGCCGAUCACUCGCCCACGAGGACGAUCCUCACGGGGCCGGUGCACCGCACCGACAUCUCCGACUCGACCAAGUUCACCAUCGACAUCAAGAAGGAGGCCGACAUCAAGUUCGAGACGUUGCGCUCCUACGACCAGGACAGUCUGCUCGACAUGGAGAGCCACCUAUCGGGGCCCGACCAUUCGAUGGACAGCCAGGAGGACGGCGAGAAGGGCUUCAGACAGCUGAUGGGGCACGGCGAUUUCAGCGGCAUGCCCGGCGUUUCUAGAUUAGAUGUAAAUAGCGAUAACCACGUACCUGGAUUAAAAAAUAACGGCCAUACCGAAAAUUUAACGCCGCUGCGAGGCCAUGGCGGCGGCGGACCAAAAACAUGGACUCAGGAAGACAUGGAUAUGGCGUUAGAUGCCUUAAGAAACCACAAUAUGAGCCUAACUAAGGCAUCAGCUACUUAUGGUAUUCCCUCCACUACAUUAUGGCAAAGAGCCCAUAGACUAGGAAUAGAUACACCGAAGAAAGAAGGGCCUACCAAAUCGUGGACCGAAGAGAAUUUAAACAACGCUCUCGAGGCUCUACGAACGGGCACGAUAUCCGCCAACAAAGCCAGCAAAGCUUUCGGCAUACCGAGCAGCACUCUGUACAAAAUAGCGAGAAGAGAAGGAAUAAGACUGGCGGCUCCGUUCAACGCGGCGCCCACCACGUGGACGCCCGAGGACCUCGAAAAGGCCUUGGAAUCGAUCCGGACGGGCCAGACGUCCGUGCAGAAGGCCUCCACCGAAUUCGGCAUACCCACCGGCACGUUGUACGGGCGCUGCAAGCGCGAAGGCAUCGAACUGUCCCGGUCGAAUCCCACCCCUUGGUCCGAGGACGCCAUGGGCGAGGCCCUCGAAGCCGUUAGGUUAGGACACAUGUCGAUAAAUCAAGCGGCUAUACACUACAAUUUGCCUUACUCGUCGUUGUACGGGCGCUUCAAGCGAGGAAUCAAAUUCGAUCCGGAUCAAGUGGACUUGAACCAGGACAGCCAAUUGCAGAUGGAGCACACGUUCGGCAUGGAAUACACGACCUCUCCGUCUCAGUUACAAUACCAGAAUCAAAACAGCUGAGAUACGGCCUUCAACUUUGAUUGCUUUUGAGAAAUAGAUAGACAGUGAAUUGUUUGAUUUACGUGUUUCGAUUUCGUUGGUAGGUGUUUGUUUUCGGUAUAGGAAUAGCUGGAUAUAUUUGCGAAUCAAAAUAAUAAAGCCGAAGGUGAAUCGAGAAACCAUAUUGAUAUGUACUUGCCGUGCAGUGCCAAAUAAUUAAUAAUUUUUGAAUUCAAAUCGAUGAAACAAACGUUGUCUAUUUCUAUGCAGAUGGUACUAACAAAAAGCGUCAAAGUGUGAAGGUGGUUUUUUCUACAAAAUGAUAGUUUUAAAACUGACAAAUUUACCGUAACUAGGCUGUUGUGCUAAAAUAAAUUAAUAUUAUAAAGUUUUACCAUUAUUUUUAAACGAAGUUAGAACAAAUUUCUGCCUUGACUUACAGUUUAUUACAAAAAAAGUGCAAUAUUAUACUCUAUUUAAUAUUGAAUUUAGACGGUAGUUGUACAGGUUAGUUGCAUAUUUGUAGUUAAUUUAUUAAGUGAUUUAUGGGCCAAUCAAAAAUUAGUUUAGGGGAUUCCGGAAAACAUUGCACUUUUUUUGCUAAAGCAAACGACACUAAUUUUUGAUUGACACAAUUCUCUCCCGUUGCAAAUAUACAUAUUAUAUGUAUAAAUAGCGUAUUAAUCGGUUGUACAUACUAUUUCAUUUUAUGUUAUUUUGUAUUGAAAAUAUUUGUUGCUCAUUUAUAAUUUCGUUAAUUGUAAAAAAAACAUGUACUGAAAACGGUGUUUUUUAUUGCUUAUUGUUUUAAAAACAAAAAAAAUGUAUCGUUUCAUUCAAUAAUUUUUUAUUAUUUACCCCUUGAAUUAUUUCCUAAUUACCAAAUUGUUUAUUACUUAAAUUAAACCAAAUUUGAAAUGUUUGUUUCCGGAUUUACACAAUAAAUAACUUACGUACAUAUACCAAUUAUCCUGACUAUAGCUAUCCAUAAGCUCUUGAAAUCUAUUGCUAAAUUCUGGAAGAAUUUCUUUUAAUUCGUUUUCUAAAUCUCCCGCAC
Molecule: messenger RNA, 4379 nt
Organism: Phyllotreta striolata
Lineage: Eukaryota; Metazoa; Arthropoda; Insecta; Coleoptera; Chrysomelidae
Source: the annotation of a GenBank genome assembly